AUGAUUGCAACAACUCCAUCUCAGCCUAAGAUGUCUAAAUUAGGAAGGGAUGAUAAUCAAAAAUCAAUUGUUGUAGUGGAAAAAGAGAUCAAUGAUCACCCCAUCCUAGACGAUGAUGCACUAAAUGAUGAAAAACCUAUUCCAAAAGCUGGUGAUCAGUCUGAGACCGGUGAGUAUGAAGCAUUUCUUGAAUUGGGGUUUAUGGUACAAACUAUUGUUCCUUUGAACGUUGUUUUCCCUGAUACAUAUUUUGAAGGGGAGAUUCCACAACGAAGAAACAAUCACAUUGAGUCUGAUAAUGAGCAACCCAAUCCUAGAAAAAGGAAGGCUUCCUUUUCAAGGGAGCAAAUGAUGUUGAAGGUGGAAGUUAUUCAGCCACUAGUGGUUCUUCAGCUCCUCCUCUCAACAAAUGCAAGUUAA
This is a messenger RNA of Lactuca saligna, 420 nucleotides long. NCBI's taxonomy places the organism in Eukaryota, Viridiplantae, Streptophyta, Magnoliopsida, Asterales, Asteraceae. The record is from the annotation of a GenBank genome assembly.